GAGCGAGGCCCGAGGAUUGCGGGGGCGGAUCCGGCACCGGCACCCGCCAAGAUGGAGCCCGAGGAGACGCGGGAGCUGCUCCUGCCCAGCUGGACGGGCAGCGGCUCCCACGGCAUCACCAUCGCCCAGACCGACGACGGCGUCUUCGUGCGCCGCGUGCAGCAGAACUCGCCGGCCGCUGCGCAUGGGCGUGGUGCAGGAAGGGAUCAGAUCGUCGGCGCCACCGUUUACUUUGACAAGCUGCCGUCGGGGGAGGCGGCGCAGCUGCUGCAGAGCCUGGGCCAGCACACGCUGGGGCUGCGGCUGCAGCGGCGCGGCGACCGCUCGCCCACGGCCGGACACGCCUGCGGCCACGCCAGACACGGCUGCGGUCAGCUGGAGCUGGUGCCCGGCAGCCCCGAGGUCGUGCUGAGCGGCGAUGACGAGGAGUACCGGCGCAUCUACACCACCAAGAUCAAACCGCGGCUCAGGUCUGAGGAGGGCCCCGAGGCCGAGGGGACGCAGAGUAGAACCAUCACGGUCACCCGCAGGGUCACCGCCUACACCGUGGACGUCUCCGGCCACGAUGGCGACCUCGAUGUCCACCUGCCCGCGACACCUGAGGGGCUUCACCUGAGCCAAAUUCCUGCCGGAGAAACUGGAAAAUGCCUGGCGGGCUGGAAGGGCGCCGGGGCCUCGCCGCGCGUGGAGGCCAACGGACAGUUUGGAGAGCUGGACGGGACACUGCACGUGGCCGGAGGGGCUCCGUGUCCCCACGGGGAGCUCGGCAGCUCCUCCUCCGUGGACGUGGGGAAAAUCAAGAUCCCGACAUUAAAAAUCCCCAAAUUCGGGGUCCAGGCCGGCGGUGAAGCUCCGGCCCCACAGGUGGACGCUGGGGUGGACGUCACCUGCUCGCCCGCCCCGGUGCCACAGGUGGAUGUGGCGGUCAAAGGUGCCACCAAGGUCCCCUCCCCUCCGCUGGACGUCCCCAGCGUGGAGAUCCCAACCACGGAUGGCGCAAAAGGGAAAAUCAAAAUCCCGCACUUGACCUUCCCCAAAUUCACUGCACAGGGCGACGGCGGCGCCACCGUGGAUGUCCCCAAGGGCGUGGCCGUCCCCGAGGGCGUGGCCGGCCCUGAGGUGGCCCUGGAGGGAGAAUGGAAAGGCCCCACCUUCAAGAAGGUGGAAACGCCCCAAAUUUCGCUGUCGGACGUGAACCUGAACCUGAGGGGCCCCAGAGGGGAAGGGGACCCCAAAGGACUCGGCCCCAAGGGGCUCCAGGUGGACCUGAGGGGGCCCCGGGUGGACAUGGCCGGGCCUGGGGGUGGCCUGAAGGGCGUGGAGGUGGACAUUGGCGUGAAGGGGCCGAAGGGAGGAGUGGACGUGGCUGUGCCCACCCUGGGGGGCGAAUUGAGGGGGCCACAGCUGGACCUGAAAGGGCCCCAGAUUGGGGUAGAGGUGCCCGGAGUGGACAUCAAAGGCCCCGAGAUGGGCAUCAAGACCCCCCAAGCAUCCGUGCCCGACAUCAACCUGAGCCUCAAGGGGCCCGGAGUGAAGGGAAAUGUGGAUGUUGGUGCCCCAAAACUGGAAGGGGAGCUGAAGGGCCCCGGGCUGGACAUCAAAGGCCCAAUGGAGGUGGGGAGCCCAGAAAUGGAGAUCCAGAGCCCCGAGGGGAAACUGAGGUUCCCCAAGCUGAAGAUGCCCAAAUUUGGGGUGAAGGGAGAGACCCCCAGCACCGAGGUGACCCUUCCCAAAGGGGGGGUGGACGCCUCCUGCCCCAAGGUAGACAUUGGCGUCCCGAGCGUGGACAUCAAGGGCCCCAAGGUGGACGUUGAAGCGCCCGAAGUGGACGUGCACGGCCCCGAGGGGAAAUUCAAGAUGCCCAAGUUCAAAAUGCCCAAAUUUGGGUUGCCUGGGGUCAAGGCAGAAGGUCCAGAGCUGGACGUGAACCUCUCAAAGGGCGGCGUGGAGGUGUCAGGCCCCAAGGUGGACGUUGAGGCGCCGAGUUUGGACAUCCAGGCCCCCAAAAUCUCCGUGCCGGACGUCGAGCUGACCCUGAACGGUGCCAAGGCCAGCGGCGACCUGGACGUGUCCGUGCCGGGUUUGAAGGGCCCCAAGCUGGACAUCAAAGGGCCCAAAGUCGAGGUUGAAGCCCCAGAUUUGGACGUCCAAGGGCCCGAGGGCAAACUGAAGUUCCCCAAGAUGAAAAUGCCCAAAUUUGGGGUGAAGGGAGAGAGCCCCGAGCUUGAGGUGACCCUUCCCAAAGCGGGGGUGGACGUUUCGGGUCCUGGUGUCACAGUCGAGGUCCCUGGCGUGGACCUGAAGGGCCCCAAGAUGAAGGUGCCCGAGGUGGGCAUCAAAACCCCCCAGAUCUCCAUGCCCGACAUCGACCUGAGCCUCAAAGGGCCCAAAGUCAAGGCAGAUUUGGACGUUUCCGCCCCAAAACUGGAAGGGGAGCUGAAGACCCCCGGGCUGGACCUCAAAGGGCCCAAAGUCGAGGUUGAAGCCCCAAAUUUGGACAUCCGGCCUGAGGGCAAACUGAAGUUCCCCAAGAUGAAAAUGCCCAAAUUUGGGGUGAAGGGAGAGAGCCCCGAGCUCGAGGUGACCCUUCCCAAAGGGGGCAUGGACAUUUCUGCCCCCAAGGUGGACAUUGAUGUCCCCAAGAUGGACAUUUCCGCCCCCAAAAUGGACAUUUCUGCCCCCAAGGUGGACAUCGACGUCCCCAGCGUGAACAUGGAAGGGCCAGAGGUCAAAGGGAAAGGCCUCAAGUUCAAAAUGCCCGAACUCAACGUUCAGACCCCAAAACUCUCCAUGCCCGACGUGGAUCUGGGCUUGAAGGCCCCGAAACUCAAAGGGGACCUCGGAAUUUCUGGGCUGAAGGGCCCAAAAAUGGACGUGAAAGGCCCCAAGGUGGACGUGGAAAGUGCCAAAAUCGACGUGAAAGGUCCCAGGUUGGAUGUGGAAGGUCCCAAGGUGGAUGUGGAAGGUCCCAAGGUGGAUGUGGAAGGUCCCAAGGUGGAUGUGGACGUGCCGGAGGUGGACUUGGAGUGUCCAGAAGGGAAGGUGAAAGGUCCCAAAUUCCGGAUGCCCAAACUCAACAUCAAAUCCCCCAAAAUCUCGAUGCCGGACGUGGAUUUGAACCUGAAGGGACCCAAAGUGAAGGGAGACGUGGACGUGUCCCUCCCCAAGGUGGAAGGGGAGUUGAAAGCUCCGGAAGUGGACAUUAAAGGGCCGAAGGUGGACGUGGAGGUGCCCGGCGUGGAUUUGGAGGGGCCUGAGGGGAAGAUCAAAGGGCCCAAGUUCAAGAUGCCCGAGAUGCACAUCAAGACCCAGAAGAUCUCCUUGCCUGACGUGGACAUCAACCUCAAGGGCCACAAGGUCAAGGGGGAUGUGGACGUGUCCCUGCCAAAGCUCGAGGGUGACCUGAAGGGCCCUGAACUGGACAUCAAGGGCCCCAAAGUGGACAUUGAGGCACCUGACGUGGACAUUCACGGGCCUGAGGGGAAAUUCAAGAUGCCCAAGUUCAAAAUGCCCAAAUUUGGGAUGUCUGGGGUCAAAGCAGAAGGCCCCGAGGUGGACGUGAACCUCCCAAAAGGAGACCUGGACGUGUCCGGCCCCAAGGUGGACAUUGAAGGUCCAGAGGUGGACAUUGACCUCCCAGAGGGGAAGGUGAAGGGCCCCAAGUUCAAGAUGCCUGAGAUGCACAUCAAGGCCCCCAAGAUCUCCAUGCCCGACAUUGACCUGAACCUCAAAGGCCCCAAAUUGAAGGGGGACGUUGAUGUCUCUGUCCCAAAGCUCGAGGGUGACCUGAAAGCCCCAGACAUCGACAUCAAGGGCCCCAAGGUGGACAUUGAGGCACCUGAUGUGGACAUUCAUGGGCCAGAGGGGAAAUUCAAGAUGCCCAAGUUCAAAAUGCCCAAAUUUGGGCUGAAGGGAGAAGGCCCCGAGGUGGACGUGAACCUCCCAAAAGGAGACCUGGACGUUUCCGGCCCCAAGGUGGACGUUGAGAUGCCAAGUGUGGACAUUGAGGGGGCAGAGGGGAAGAUCAAAGGCCCCAAGUUCAAGAUGCCCGAGAUGAACAUCAAGGCCCCCAAGAUCUCCAUGCCUGAUGUUGAUUUCAACCUGAAGGGCCCCAAGGUCAAAGGAGACAUCGAUGUUUCUGCUCCAAAGCUGGAGGGUGAACUGAAGGGGCCUGAACUGGACAUCAAGGGCCCCAAAGUGGACAUUGAGGCACCUGACGUGGACAUGCACGGGCCAGAGGGGAAAUUCAAGAUGCCUAAAUUCAAAAUGCCCAAAUUUGGGAUGCCCGGGGUCAAGGUAGAAGGCCCUGAGGUGGAUGUGAACCUCCCGACAGGAAACCUGGACAUGUCCGGCCCCAAGGUGGACAUUGAAGGUCCAGAGGUGGACGUGGAGCUGCCAGAGGGGAAGGUGAAGGGCCCCAAGUUCAAGAUGCCCGAGAUGCAUUUUAAGACCCCCAAGAUCUCCAUGCCCGACAUUGAUUUGAAUCUCAAAGGCCCCAAACUGAAGGGAGACGUUGAUGUUUCCCUUCCCAAAGUUGAAGGAGACCUGAAAGCCCCAGACAUCGACAUCAAGGGCCCCAAAGUCAAUGUGGAUCUCCCCGAUGUGGAGCUGGAAGGGCCUGAGGGGAAGAUCAAAGGCCCCAAGUUCAAGAUGCCCGAGAUGCACAUCAAGGCCCCCAAGAUCUCCAUGCCUGAUGUCGACUUCAACCUCAAAGGCCCCAAAUUGAAGGGGGACGUUGAUGUCUCUGUCCCAAAGCUCGAGGGUGACCUGAAAGCCCCAGACAUCGAUAUCAAGGGCCCCAAGGUGGACAUUGAGGCACCUGACGUGGACAUUCACGGGCCAGAGGGUAAAUUCAAGAUGCCCAAGUUCAAAAUGCCCAAAUUUGGGCUGAAGGGAGAAGGCCCCGAGGUGGACGUGAACCUCCCAAAAGGAGACCUGGACAUGUCCGGCCCCAGGGUGGACGUUGAGAUGCCGAGUGUGGACAUUGAGGGCCCAGAGGGGAAGAUCAAAGGCCCCAAGUUCAAGAUGCCCGAGAUGAACAUCAAGGCCCCCAAGAUCUCCAUGCCUGACAUCGACCUCAACCUCAAGGGCCCCAAGGUCAAGGGGGGCGAUGUCUCUGUCCCCAAGUUGGAAGGGGACCUGAAGGGGCCUGAACUGGACAUAAAAGGCCCCAAAGUCAAUGUUGAAGCACCAGAUGUGGACAUCCAUGGUCCAGAAGGAAAAUUCAAGAUGCCCAAGUUCAAAAUGCCCAAAUUUGGGAUGCCCGGGGUCAAGGUAGAAGGCCCUGAGGUGGACGUGAACCUCCCGACAGGAAACCUGGAUGUAUCCGGCCCCAAGGUGGACAUUGAAGGUCCAGAGGUGGAUGUGGAUCUGCCAGAAGGGAAAAUCAAAGGCCCCAAGUUCAAGAUGCCUGAGAUGAACAUCAAAGCCCCCAAGAUCUCCAUGCCUGACAUCGACCUGAACCUGAAAGGUCCCAAAGUCAAGGGGGGCGUUGAUGUCUCCGUCCCCAAGUUGGAGGCUGACCUGAAGGGUCCAGAUGUGAACAUUAAAGGUCCCAAGCUGGAUGUGGACGUUCCUGAGGUUGACAUUGAAGGUCCCGAGGGGAAGUGGAAGGGACCCAAGCUGAAGAUGCCCGAGAUGAACAUCAAGGCACCGAAGUUUUCUCUGCCUGAUGUCGAUCUGCACCUGAAAGGUCCCAACGUGAAGGGAGACGUGGGCGUGUCUGCCCCAAAGAUAGAAGGUGACGUGAAAGUGCCGGAUCUGGAGUUGAAAGGACCCAAAGUGGACGUGGAUGUGCCCGACGUGGAGCUGGAGGGCCCCGAGGGGAAGAUCAAAGGCCCCAAGUUCAAGAUGCCCGAGAUGCACUUCAAGGCCCCCAAGAUCUCCAUGCCUGACUUCGAUCUCAACCUGAAGGGCCCCAAAGUGAAGGGAGAUGUGGAUGUGUCCGUCCCGAAAAUCGAGGGAGGUCUGAAGGCCCCGGAUGUUGACAUCAAAGGCCCCAAGGUCGAUGUGGAUCUCCCCAACAUCGACCUGGAGUGUCCCGAGGGGAAGAUCAAAGGCCCCAAGUUCAAGAUGCCCGAAAUGCAUUUCAACCCCAAGAUCUCCAUGCCCGACAUUGACCUCAACCUGAAGGGCCCCAAACUGAAGGGGGACAUGGACAUUUCUGCCCCAAAACUGGAGGGUGACCUGAAGGGCCCAGACAUGGACAUCAAAGGUCCCAAGGUGGACAUCGAAGCUCCUGACGUGGACAUUGAGCUCCCCGAGGGGAAGGUGAAGGGCCCCAAGUUCAAGAUGCCCGAGAUGCACUUCAAGGCCCCCAAGAUCUCCAUGCCCGACUUUGAUCUGAACCUGAAGGGCCCCAAGGUCAAAGGCGAUGUCGAUGUGUCCGUGCCGAAGCUCGAAGGGGACCUGAAAGGGCCAGAGGUGUCACUGAAAGGUCCAAAAAUGGACGUUGAGGUUCCUGACGUGGAGCUGGAGUGUCCAGAGGGGAAGAUCAAAGGCCCCAAGUUCAAGAUGCCCGAGAUGCACUUCAAGGCGCCCAAGAUCUCCAUGCCUGACUUUGAUCUCAACCUGAAGGGCCCCAAAGUCAAGGGGGACAUUGAUGUUUCUGCUCCCAAGCUGGAAGGGGACCUGAAGGGGCCUGAAUUGGAUGUCAAAGGCCCCAAAGUUGAUGUCAACCUCCCUGACGUUGACCUGGAGUGUCCUGAGGGGAAACUGAAGGGCCCCAAGUUCAAGAUGCCCGAGAUGCACAUCAAGGCCCACAAGAUCUCCAUGCCUGACAUCGACCUGAACCUGAAGGGCCCCAAAUUGAAGGGAGAUGUCGAUGUUUCUGCUCCAAAGCUGGAAGGAGACCUGAAAGCCCCAGACAUCGACAUCAAGGGCCCCAAAGUCAAUGUGGACCUCCCAGAUGUGGAGCUGGAGUGUCCCGAGGGGAAGAUCAAAGGCCCCAAGUUCAAGAUGCCCGAGAUGCACAUCAAGGCCCCCAAGAUCUCCAUGCCUGAUGUUGAUUUCAACCUCAAAGGCCCCAAAUUGAAGGGGGACAUUGAUGUCUCGGCUCCCAAGCUCGAGGGUGACCUGAAAGCCCCAGACAUUGACAUCAAAGGCCCCAAGGUGGACAUUGAGGCACCUGACGUGGACAUUCAUGGGCCAGAGGGGAAAUUCAAGAUGCCCAAGUUCAAAAUGCCCAAAUUUGGGCUGAAGGGAGAAGGCCCCGAGGUGGACGUGAACCUGCCAAAAGGAGACCUGGAUGUUUCCGGCCCCAAGGUGGACAUUGAAGGUCCAGAUGUGGACAUGGAGCUGCCAGAGGGGAAGGUGAAGGGCCCCAAGUUCAAGAUGCCCGAGAUGCAUUUUAAGACCCCCAAGAUCUCCAUGCCCGACAUCGACCUGAACCUGAAGGGCCCCAAGGUCAAGGGCGAUGUCGAUGUUUCCCUUCCCAAAGUUGAAGGAGACCUCAAGGGGCCUGAACUGGACAUCAAAGGCCCCAAAGUCAAUGUGGACCUCCCCGAUGUGGAGCUGGAAGGGCCCGAGGGGAAGAUCAAAGGUCACAAGUUCAAGAUGCCUGAGAUGCACAUCAAGGCACCCAAGUUCUCCAUGCCUGACGUUGAUUUCGGCUUGAAAGGCCCCAGGGUCAAGGGCGACAUGGAUGUGUCCCUUCCAAAGCUGGAGGGUGAACUGAAGGGGCCUGAACUGGACAUCAAGGGUCCCAAAGUGGACGUUGAUGUGCCAGAUGUGGACAUUCAUGGGCCUGAGGGAAAAAUUAAAUUCCCCAAGUUCAAAAUGCCCAAAUUUGGGAUGCCUGGGGUCAAGGCAGAAGGCCCCGAGGUGGACGUGAACCUCCCGACAGGAAACCUGGACGUGUCCGGCCCCAAGGUAGACAUUGAAGGGCCAGAUGUGGACAUUGAUCUCCCCGAGGGGAAGGUGAAGGGCCCCAAGUUCAAGAUGCCCGAGAUGCACAUCAAGGCCCCCAAGAUCUCCAUGCCCGAUGUUGACUUCAACCUGAAAGGCCCCAAACUGAAAGGAGACAUCGAUGUCUCCGCUCCAAAGCUUGAGGGUGACCUGAAAGCUCCAGACAUCGACAUCAAAGGCCCCAAAGUCGAUGUUGAUCUCCCCGAUGUUGAUUUGGAAGGUCCCGAGGGGAAGAUCAAAGGUCCCAAGUUCAAGAUGCCUGAGAUGCACAUCAAAGCCCCCAAGUUCUCCAUGCCCGACGUCGACUUCAGCCUGAAGGGCCCCAAAGUCAAAGGUGACAUCGACGUCUCUGUCCCCAAGCUGGAAGGUGACCUGAAGGGGCCUGAACUGGACAUCAAGGGUCCCAAAGUGGACGUUGAUGUGCCAGAUGUGGACAUUCAUGGGCCUGAGGGAAAGAUAAAGUUCCCCAAGUUCAAAAUGCCCAAAUUUGGGAUGCCUGGGGUCAAGGCAGAAGGCCCUGAGGUGGAUGUGAACCUCCCGACAGGAAACCUGGACGUGUCCGGCCCCAAGGUGGACAUUGAAGGGCCAGAGGUGGACGUGGAGGUGCCAGAGGGGAAGGUGAAGGGCCCCAAGUUCAAGAUGCCCGAGAUGCACAUCAAGGCCCCCAAGAUCUCCAUGCCUGACGUCGACUUCAACCUCAAAGGCCCCAAACUGAAAGGAGAUGUUGAUGUUUCUGCUCCAAAACUCGAGGGAGACCUGGAAGUCCCAGACAUUGACAUCAAAGGCCCCAAAGUCGAUGUUGAUCUCCCGGACGUUGAUUUAGAAGGGCCCGAGGGGAAGAUCAAAGGCCCCAAGUUCAAGAUGCCCGAGAUGCACAUCAGCCCCAAGAUCUCCAUGCCUGAUGUUGACUUCAGCCUCAAAGGCCCCAAAUUAAAGGGAGACGUCGAUGUCUCUGUCCCCAAGCUGGAGGGUGACCUGAAGGGGCCUGAACUGGACAUCAAGGGUCCCAAAGUGGACAUUGAGGCACCUGAUGUGGACAUUCACGGCCCAGAAGGGAAAAUCAAAAUGCCCAAGUUCAAGAUGCCCAAAUUCGGCUUUUCUGGGCCCAAAGUUGAAGGCCCCGAGGUGGACGUGAACCUCCCCGAGGCCGAGGUCAACAUUUCGGGUCCAAAAGUCGACGUUUCUGUCCCCGAGCUGGACAUUGAGGGCCCUGAGGGGAAACUGAAGGGGCCCAAGCUGAAGAAGCCAGAGCUGCAGUUCAACGUCCCCAAGAUCUCCAUGCCCGACAUCGACCUCAACCUGAAGGGCCCCAAACUCAAAGGUGACCUCGAUGCUUCUCUGCCCAAGGUGGAGGGCGAGCUGAAGGGCCCCAAAGUGGACAUCAAAGGGCCGGAGCUGGAGCUGGAGGGGCCGAAGGUGGACCUGGAAGGAAAAGCUAAAAAAUCCAGGUUUAAACUCCCUAAGUUUGGCUUUUCUGGCCCAAAAGUUCAGAGCCCCGAGGUGGAUGUGAAGGUUAAAAAGCCUGAGGUGGAACUGUCCGGCCCCAAAGUCGAGGUCCAGGGUCCGGAUUUGGACGUGCAGGGAAAAUCCAAGGGCUCCAAAUUCAAAAUGCCUUUUCUGAACAUUUCUUCACCCAAAAUGUCGAUGCCGGACGUGGAGCUGAACCUGAAGGGGCACAAGAUGAAGGGGGAGUUUGACCUGUCCACCCCCAAACUGGAAGGGGAGCUGAAGGGUCCUGAGGUGGACAUCAAGGGCCCCAAGGUCAACAUCGAGGCCCCCAACGUGGACGUUCACGGUCCAGAGGGGAAAAUCAAAAUGCCCAAGUUCAAAAUGCCCAAAUUUGGUGUUCCUGGGUUUAAAGGGGAGGGGCCAGAGGUGGACGUGAACUUGCCCACAGGAGAACUGGACGUGUCCGGUCCUAAAGUGGACAUUGAAGGUCCAGAGGUGGACAUUGAGGGGCCGGAGGGGAAGAUCAAAGGGCCCAAGUUCAAGAUGCCCGAGAUGAACAUCAAAGCCCCCAAGAUCUCCAUGCCCGACAUCGACCUGAACCUGAAGGGCCCCAAGGUCAAGGGGGACGUGGACAUGUCCCUGCCCCAGGUGGACCUGAAGGGACCCAAGGUGGACGUGGAGGUUCCCGACGUCGACAUCGAGGGCCCACAAGGGAAAAUCAAAGGCCCCAAAUUCAAAAUGCCCGAGAUGAACAUCAAAGCCCCCAACCUGUCCAUGCCAGACCUGGACCUCAACCUGAAAGGUCCCAAGGUCAAAGGGGGGGCAGACAUCGAUCUGACCGCACCAAAAAUCGAGGGAGACCUGAGCUUGCCGGACGUCAACAUCAAAGGCCCCAAGGUGGACAUUGAAGGGCCAGAGGUGGACAUUGACCUCCCAGAGGGGAAGGUGAAGGGCCCCAAGUUCAAGAUGCCCGAGAUGCACAUCAAGGCCCCCAAGAUCUCCAUGCCUGACGUUGAUUUCAACCUGAAGGGCCCCAAAAUCAAGGGGGACAUUGAUGUCUCUGCUCCAAAGAUGGAAGGUGACCUGAAAGCCCCAGACAUUGACAUCAAGGGCCCCAAGGUGGACAUUGAGGCACCUGACGUGGACAUUCAUGGGCCUGAGGGGAAAUUCAAGAUGCCCAAAUUCAAAAUGCCCAAAUUUGGGCUGAAGGGAGAAGGCCCCGAGGUGGACGUGAACCUGCCAAAAGGAGACCUGGAUGUGUCCGGCCCCAAGGUGGACAUUGAAGGUCCAGAUGUGGACAUGGAGCUGCCAGAGGGGAAGGUGAAGGGCCCCAAGUUCAAGAUGCCCGAGAUGCAUUUUAAGACCCCCAAGAUCUCCAUGCCCGACAUUGACCUGAACCUGAAGGGCCCCAAAUUGAAGGGGGACGUUGAUGUCUCUGUCCCCAAGAUGGAAGGAGACCUGAAAGGACCUGAAAUUGAACUCAAGGGCCCCAAAGUCGAUGUGGAUCUCCCCGAUGUUGAUCUGGAAGGGCCUGAGGGGAAGAUCAAAGGCCCCAAGUUCAAGAUGCCCGAGAUGCACAUCAAGGCCCCCAAGAUCUCCAUGCCAGACUUUGAUCUCAACCUGAAAGGUCCCAAAGUGAAGGGAGACGUGGACGUGUCCCUGCCCACCGUGGAAGGAGACCUUAAAGGGCCAAAGGUGGAUGUGAAAGGCCCUGAAUUCGAUGUUUCUGCCCCAGAUGUUCAAAUUGAGGGUCCCGAAGGGAAGAUCAAAGGCCCCAAGUUCAAGAUGCCCGAGAUGAACAUCAAAGCCCCCAAGAUCUCCAUGCCCGACUUUGACCUGAACCUGAAGGGCCCCAAAUUGAAGGGGGACAUUGAUGUUUCUGCUCCCAAGCUGGAAGGAGACCUGAAGGGCCCAGACGUCGACAUCAAAGGCCCCAAAGUCGAUGUUGACCUGCCUGACAUGGCUGAAGGGCCUGAGGGGAAGAUCAAAGGCCCCAAGUUCAAGAUGCCCGAGAUGCACAUCAAGGCCCCCAAGAUCUCCAUGCCUGAUGUUGAUUUCAACCUGAAAGGCCCCAAAGUCAAAGGUGAUGUGGACGUGUCCCUUCCAAAACUGGAGGGUGACCUGAAAGCCCCAGACAUUGACAUCAAGGGCCCCAAAGUGGACAUUGAGGCACCUGACGUGGACAUUCACGGGCCAGAGGGGAAAUUCAAGAUGCCCAAGUUCAAAAUGCCCAAAUGGCUGAAGGGAGAAGGCCCCGAGGUGGACGUGAACCUGCCAAAAGGAGACCUGGAUGUGUCCGGCCCCAAGGUGGACAUUGAAGGUCCAGAGGUGGACGUGGAGCUGCCAGAGGGGAAGGUGAAAGGCCCCAAGUUCAAGAUGCCCGAGAUGCAUUUUAAGACCCCCAAGAUCUCCAUGCCCGACAUUGAUUUGAAUCUCAAAGGCCCCAAACUGAAGGGAGACGUUGAUGUUUCCCUUCCCAAAGUUGAAGGAGACCUGAAAGCCCCAGACAUCGACAUCAAGGGCCCCAAAGUCGAUGUUGAUCUCCCCGAUGUGGAGCUGGAAGGGCCUGAGGGGAAGAUCAAAGGCCCCAAGUUCAAGAUGCCCGAGAUGCACAUCAAGGCCCCCAAGAUCUCCAUGCCUGACAUCGAUUUCAACCUCAAAGGCCCCAAAGUCAAGGGCGACAUCGACGUCUCAGUCCCUAAACUUGAAGGUGACCUGAAGGGGCCUGAAAUUGAUAUCAAGGGCCCCAAAGUGGACGUUGAUGUGCCAGACGUGGACAUUCACGGCCCAGAAGGGAAAAUCAAAAUGCCCAAGUUCAAGAUGCCCAAAUUCGGCUUUUCUGGGCCCAAAGUGGAAGGCCCCGAGGUGGAUGUGAACCUGCCCUCAGGAAAACUGGAUGUGUCUGGCCCCAAGGUGGACAUUGAGGGGCCAGAGGUGGACAUUGACCUCCCAGAGGGGAAGGUGAAGGGCCCCAAGUUCAAGAUGCCCGAGAUGCACAUCAAGGCCCCCAAGAUCUCCAUGCCUGACCUCGACCUGAACCUGAAGGGCCCCAAGGUCAAGGGUGACGUGGACGUGUCCCUGCCCAGCGUGGAGGGAGGGCUGAAAGGGCCCGAGGUCAGCGUCACCGGCCCCGAGGUGGCCAUCGACAGCCCCGAGGGCAAGUUCAAACUGCCCAAGUUCAAGAUGCCCAAAUUCUCCAUGCCGGGGUUCAAGGGGGAUGGGGUGGACGCUGACCUGACCCUCCCCAAGGGCGACGUGGCCAUUUCAGGCCCCAACUUGGACCUGGAGGCUCCUGAGCUGAGCGUGGACGGGAAAGCCAAAGGUCCCAAAUUUUCCAUGCCCGAGAUGCACAUCAAGGCCCCCAAGAUCUCCAUGCCCGACGUCGACUUCAACCUGAAGGGCCCCAAACUGAAGGGAGACGUUGAUGUUUCCCUUCCCAAAGUUGAAGGAGACCUGAAGGCCCCAGACAUCGACAUCAAAGGCCCCAAAGUCAAUGUGGAUCUCCCGGAUGUGGAGCUGGAAGGGCCUGAGGGGAAGAUCAAAGGCCCCAAGUUCAAGAUGCCUGAGAUGCACAUCAAGGCCCCCAAGAUCUCCAUGCCUGAUGUUGAUUUCAACCUCAAAGGCCCCAAAAAAGGUGACAUGGAUGUCUCUGUCCCAAAGCUCGAGGGUGACCUGAAAGCCCCAGACAUCGACAUCAAGGGCCCCAAGGUGGACAUUGAGGCACCCGAUGUGGACAUUCAUGGGCCAGAGGGUAAAUUCAAGAUGCCCAAGUUCAAAAUGCCCAAAUUUGGGCUGAAGGGAGAAGGUCCCGAGGUGGACGUGAACCUCCCAAAAGGAGACCUGGACAUGUCCGGCCCCAGGGUGGACGUUGAGAUGCCGAGUGUGGACAUUGAGGGCCCAGAGGGGAAGAUCAAAGGCCCCAAGUUCAAGAUGCCUGAGAUGCACAUCAAGGCCCCCAAGAUCUCCAUGCCCGACGUCGAUUUCAACCUGAAGGGCCCCAAGGUCAAGGGUGAUGUUGAUGUCUCUGCCCCGAUGCUGGAGGGCAACCUGCAGUGCCCAGAUGUUGACCUCAAGGGCCCCAAGGUGGACAUUCAGGCUCCGGACGUGACCCUGGAAGGGCCCAAGGUGAAGAUGCCCGAAAUUCAUGUCAAGACCCCCCAGAUCUCCAUGCCGGACAUUGACCUGAACCUGAAAGGGCUGAAGGUCAAAGGUGACGCUGACCUGCACGGCCCCAAGCUCGAGGGGGGCCUCAAGGGCCCUGAUCUGGACAUCAAAGGCCCCAAGGUGGACAUCGAGGGCCCCGCGGUCGAUGUCGAUGGCCUGGAGGGGAAGGUGAAGCUGCCCAAAAUGAAAAUGCCCAAAUUUGGCUUGAAGGGCGAAGGGCCCGAGGUGGACGUGAACCUGCCCAAGGCCGAGGUGGAUCUGUCUGGGCCCAAGGUCGAUCUCAGCCUGCCAGAGGUCAACGUUGAAGGUCCGGAGGGCAAAGUGAAAGGCCCUAAACUGAAAAUGCCCGAAAUGCACGUGAACGUCCCCAAAAUCUCCAUGCCCGAGAUAGACUUGAACCUGAAAGGCCACAAAACCAAGGGCGGCUUUGACAUUUCCACCCCCAUGGAAGGUCACCUGAAGGGCCCCGAGGUCGAGCUCAAAGGCCCAGAAUUUGGGGUGAAAGGCCCAGAAUUCGGGAUCAAAGGCCUGAGGUUGACGUUGAAUGUCCCCGACGUGAACGUGGAGGUCCCAGAAGCCAACAUCAAAGCUCCUAAGUUCAAAAAGUCCAAAUUUGGGUUUGGCAUGAAGACCCCCAAGGCCGAGGUGGAUUUACCCGAGGCGGAGCUGAGCGUGGAGUCCCCCGAGGCCCACCUGGCCGCGAAGGGCAAGAAGAGCAAGUUCAAGAUGCCCAAAAUCCACAUGAGCGGCCCCAAAGUGAAGGGCAAGAAGGGCGCGUUCGAGGUGAGCGCGGCCGGGGCCGAGCUGGAGGCGGAGCUCAGCGGCCCCGACGUCGCUGCGGGCGGAAGCGCCGCCGUGAAAUCCCCCAAGGGCAAGAAACCCAUGUUUGGGAAGAUCUCCUUCCCGGACGUCGAGUUCGACCUGAAAUCGCACAAAUUCCGUGGGGAGGCCCCGAAAGUCGAGGGCGAUCUGGAGGCCAAGGGCGACCUCAACGUGGAUGUGGAGGGCCCCGAGGUGAACCUGAAGAGCCCAAAAUUGAAACUGCCCGGGGUCCAGGUGGGCACGGGGGACGUGAAGGUCGGGGGGGAGCUGAAGGGCCCCGCCGGGGUCGGCGUUGAGGUGAAAGGACCAAAGGUGAAAGGUGAGGUCGGCGUGGGCGGAGCACAACUGGAAGGUCCCGAGGUCAGCCUGGGGUGGCCCAAGGGGGGCAGAGCGGGUCUGGGGCUGGAAGUGCCGGACGUGAGCUCGGAGCUGGACGUGAAGCUCAAAGGGCCCCAGAUCUCCGGAGCUGAGCUGGAGGGGAACCUGAAAGGACCAAAACUAAAGGGAGAUUUGGACAUUUCGGGCUCCGUGGAAGGGCCUGGCGUGGGCCUGGACCUCGGCGGCCUCGGGGGCAAGGUGAAGCUGCCCACGGUGAAGACCCCGACUCUGGAGGUCCAGGGGGGCAGUCCCUGCUCCGUCCAGUCCCCGGGGGCCGGCCGGGACCUGCAGGGGCCCUCGCUGGACGUGUCCGGCCUCGAUGUGGAUGUCAGCACGAAAGGACCAAAGGUGAAAGGAGAGGUGGGCAUCAAAGCCCCCCAGGUGUCAUCGGACGACGCCGGGUUUGAGAUUCUGGGGGGCACCAUCAAGCUGCCCUCGCUGAAGCUGCCCCAGUUCAGCGUCUCCAGCCCCGGGGGGGACGCGGGGGUCGCUCUGGAGGGCCCCCAGGUCAAGGGGGUGCUGGAAGGCCCCGAGGUGGAGCUGAAAGGGCCGAAAUUCUCCUCGCCAGACGCCGACCUGAGGCUGAAAGGACCAAAUGUGGACAUGGCCGGUGACAUCAAAGGGUCAAAGGUCAGUGUGGAUGCCCCUCACGGAGGGGUCAAUGUCCACCUGGAGGCUCCGGCCAUGGAAGUGUCCGGCUCGGGGCUGAACCUCAACGUGAAGGGGCCGAAGGUCAAGGGCGGUGUUGAGGCCACGCCGCCGUCGGUCAGCGCCGCUUCCGGAACGUUCCACGCCUCCUGCCCCAGGCUGGGCGCCGAGGGCGGCCAGGUCAAGGUAUCCUUCCCCAAGCUCCGCAUGCCCAAAUUCGUCUUCUCGGAGGCCGAGCCCAAGGGCCGCGAGGUCGGCGUGGACGUCGAGUUCCCCGAGGCGGAGCCGGACGAGGCCGAGGCGCGGCUGAAGAGAUCCAAGAUCAAGAUGCCCAAGUUCAACUUCUCCAAGCAGAAAGGCCGGGCUGGCGCUGGCAUCACCCCGGGGUCGCCCGAGGCCGCGUUCGGCUCCACGCCCGGCUCCGUGCCCGGCUCCGUGUCCGGCUCCAAGGGCAGCCUGGAGGGCGAGCUGGAGGCCGAGGCGCCCGCGGGCAAGGCCAAGUUCUCGCUGUUCCGCGGCAAGAAGGCGCGGCCGCGCUCGUCGUCCUUCAGCGAGGCCGAGCCCGAGGGCGCCCGGCAGCCCCGCGGCAAAUUCGGGACCUUCGGGGGCAUCGGCUCCAAGGGCAAGGGCAGCUACGAGGUGACACCCGGGCACGAGGGCGGGUCAUCGCCGCCGCCCCAGCCCGCCCGGCUCUCGUCGUCAUCGUCGUCGUCCGAGGGCGGCGCCCGCGCCGGGGUCCGGCUGCCAGGGCUGGAGCUGGCCGUGGCCAAACGCAAGGAGUGACCGCCGGCGGGGUCAGGGAGUGACCGCUGGGGGAGUGACCACCUGGAGGCCAUGAGUGACCACCUGGAGAUCAUGAGUGACCACCUGGGAUGGCCACCAGGAGGCCAUGAGUGACCCCUGCAGUGGUCAUGAGUGACCCCUGGGAGGCCAUGAGUGACCCCUGGAGUGGUCAUGAGUGACCCCUGCUGUGGCCAUGAGUGACCCCUGGAGUGGUCAUGAGUGACCCCUGCUGUGGCCAUGAGUGACCCCUGCAGUGGUCAUGAGUGACCCCUGGGAGGCCAUGAGUGACCUCUGCAGUGGCCAUGAGUGACCCCUGGGAGGCCAUGAGUGACCCCUGCAGUGGUCAGCAGUGACCCCGGGGGGGUUGUACAUAGCCCUGCCCCGAGGGACCCCCACAUGUACAGAGUGGGGGGAGGGGCUGGGGGUCCCCCCUCUCCCCGGAUUUUGGGGUCCCUCCCCCCCCGCAUGCCAAGUGCUUCUUCUCUUCCAUUUAUCUUUUUAUUCCUUUUUUUUUCUUUUUUUUUUUAAAUAUUUUUAUUGGGGUUUAUUUUUGUGUCCCCCGUUUUAUUCCUCCCUCCUCUCCCCCAAAUAUUUUCAGUGUUUGGUUAGUGGAAAUGAAUUUUUUUUUUUCCUCUGUUUCAAACUUUUUUUUGGCUUUUUUCUUUUUUUUUUCUUUUUUUUUUUUUUUUUUGCGGGGCUGGAGGUUCUGCUGGGUCGAUGGACUUAUUCAAAAUUUGGGGUUUUUUUAGUUUGCGAAAGAAAUGAAACCAAAACUGUGGAUUUUUUAUUAAAAAACCAACCUGAACUGUGGAUUUUUUACUAAAAAAGUAACCCAAACUGUGAAUUUUUUAUUUAAAAAUAAACCUAACCAAAACCAUAUUAAAAAAAAGCAAAAAUAUGGAUUUACCCAAAAAAAUAAACCAAAUAAAUAGGAAUUACUAAAAAAAAAUUAAAAAGUAAAAAUGUGGAUCUAUUUAUAAAAUGAUUUAUUGAAGAAAUUAAUAUAAAAAUAAAUUAAAGAAUUAACAGAGGCAAUAUUCGAUCUGUUAAGAAAAUAAACCAAGAAAAUGGGAAGAAUUAAAAAUUAUAAUUAAAUUGAUUUAGCCAAAGAAAUAAACCCAAAAAAUGUGGAUUUAUUGAGCAGAAUAAACAAAAAGAAAGUGGAUUUAUUACUAAAAUAAAUAUAUAUGGAUUUAUUAAUAAAAUAAACCAAAACCAGUGAUUUAUUAAUAAAAUAAACAAAAAUAUGGGUGUAUUAAUAAAAUAAACCAAUAAAUAUGGAUUUAUUAAUAAAAUAAUCCAAAGAAAAUGUACUUAUUACAUAAAAUGAACCAAAAAAUAAGAAUUUAUUAUAUAAAACAAACCAAAACCAUGGAUUUAUUACUAAAAUAAACGACAGCCGUGGGUUUAUUAUUAAAAAUAAACUAAAAAACGUGGAUUUAUUCCUAAAAACAAACCAAAGAACAGAACUGUGACCUCUGAAGUGGAUCACUGUCCCCUGAGCUGGGAAAUUCCAUCCGUGGCACAAGACCCGGAGCUCGAAUGACUCCGACAGGACGGAGCCAGCCCAGAGCCGCUCCCGAGGGUUUAUUUUUAUUUCAUUUUUAUUUUAUUUUCCUUUUUUUAAGCUGUUUUAUGACUGUUUUUUUGUGGUAUUUGUUACAUCCUUUGUACUAUAAUUUGAUAAAUUUCCGUCUCGUUUAUCCCCAAAGUUUAAAGGGAUCGUCCGGGGUAAAGUUUUGUUUAUGAGGAAUAUUUUUGGGGGAGAAGUUUAAAUAAAUUAAAAUUAAAAUUUAAAUUAAAAAAAAAAUAAAUAACCCUCAGAGAAUGGAAGAAACCUUUUCCCUUUGCAGCACUUUAACGCCGAUUAACGGGAGAAAAUCCGGGGUGGAAAACGCAAAUAAAAUUUGUUUAUUAACCGCGA
Messenger RNA from Melospiza melodia melodia, 18073 nucleotides. RefSeq names its product AHNAK nucleoprotein (gene AHNAK). Gene Ontology annotation, cellular component: cytoplasm; costamere; nucleus. Lineage: Eukaryota; Metazoa; Chordata; Aves; Passeriformes; Passerellidae. Gene Ontology annotation, molecular function: protein binding. The record is from RefSeq and is a predicted model, not a curated record. Gene Ontology annotation, biological process: regulation of RNA splicing.